Molecule: messenger RNA, 4821 nt
Organism: Catharus ustulatus (Swainson's thrush)
Lineage: Eukaryota; Metazoa; Chordata; Aves; Passeriformes; Turdidae
Gene: CMAS
Product: cytidine monophosphate N-acetylneuraminic acid synthetase
Exons: 8
Coding region: 133-1962 (609 amino acids)
Molecular function (GO): N-acylneuraminate cytidylyltransferase activity
Source: RefSeq, a predicted model, not a curated record
UUGGCGCAGUGCCUGGGCAGCGCGCUCAGCUCCCGGCUCGGCGGAUGAGCCAUCUCCCUUACAGGCAUGCCUGUGUCCCAUGGGAUGGCAGCCACUCCUGCUGACCUCCACAAAGAGCUGCGAAGCCACUGAAUGGUCACGGUGAUCUCCGGAGAUCACCCUGUCCAACCCCCUGCCCAGGCAGGGUCACCUGGAGCAGGUGACGCAGGAGCGUGUCCAGGUGGGGUUGGAAUGUCUCCAGAGGGGGAGACUCCAGGCCCUCCCUGGGCAGCUGUUCCAGGGCUCUGCCACCCGCAGUGUGCGGAAGUUCUUCCUCAUGCUGAGCUUCUUGUGUUUAGUUUAUGGCCACACCGCACAUCUGUCCGUCCGUCUGUCCGUCCGUCCAUCCAUCCAUCCUGCCGUGAAAGCAGGCACGAAGACCGGGCUUUGAGGGAUAUCUUGUGCCAAAAGAGCACCCUCUCUUCCCUAAAGGGCAAACGAUCCCCGUAUCCCACCUCGAGCCCCCCAGUGCAUCCCUCGCUGUCCCCUGGGCCUCUCCGGCCGCGCUCCCCGCACGCACGAGCGGCGCCGCAGGACUACAUUUCCCGGCAUGCCCCGAGGGGGCGGUCCGCGCGCGUGGCAGGGCGCGGCGGGAGAGGAGCGGACCGGGACAGUGACAGGGACAGAGACACGGCCAUGGAUGCGGGCGAGGGGCGGCCGCAGCCCCACCUGGCCGCCCUGGUGCUGGCGCGGGGCGGCAGCAAGGGGAUCCCGCUGAAGAACAUCAAGCUGCUGGCGGGGGUGCCGCUCAUCGGCUGGGUGCUGCGCGCCGCCACGGACGCCGGCGUCUUCCACAGCAUAUGGGUUUCCACAGACCACGAUGAGAUUGAGAAGGUUGCAAAGCAGUUUGGUGCUAAGGUCCAUCGCAGAAGCCCCGAAGUCUCUCAAGACUCCUCAACUUCUCUAGAAGCCAUCACAGAGUUUCUCAACCACCAUCAUGAGGUUGAUAUUGUAGGAAAUAUUCAAGCAACAUCUCCCUGUUUACAUCCCAGUGACCUUAUAAAAGUGGCAGAUCUGAUCCAGAAGGAGGGGUUUGAUUCCGUCUUCUCUGUUGUGAGGCGGCAUCAGUUCAGAUGGAGUGAGGUAAAGAAAGGAGACAACAAGAUGACAGAACCUCAAAACCUGAAUCCAGCAAAGCGCUACCGGAGGCAAGACUGGCCUGGGGAGCUCUAUGAAAAUGGCUCAUUUUAUUUUGCUAAGAGACAUCUGAUUGAGAAAGGCUACUUGCAGGGUGGUAAAAUGGCCUACUAUGAAAUGCGUGCAGAGCACAGCGUGGAUAUUGACAUAGACAUUGACUGGCCUAUUGCAGAGCAGAGAGUGUUGAGCUUUGGAUAUUUUGGCAAAGAGCCACUAAAAGAGGUGAAGCUCUUGGUUUGCAGUAUUGAUGGAUGCCUGACCAAUGGUCGCAUUUAUGUGACAGAAGAUCACAAGGAAAUGGUCUCCUAUGAUUACAGAGAUAUUGUUGGCAUUGAUCUGUUAAAGAAAAGAGGAAUCCAGGUUCGACUCAUCUCUGACAGAGAUUGUUCAAAAACACUUUCAGCCAUGCAGCUGGGAUGUGUAGCAAAAGUCAAUGUGACAAAUAAACUACAAGUUCUGAAGGACUGGCAGGAAGACAUGGGUUUGAGCUGGAAAGAGGUGGCAUACUUAGGAAAUGAGGAGUCUGAUGUGGAGUGCCUGAAGCAGGCAGGCAUGAAUGGUGUGCCUGCUGAUGCCUGUGCUGCUGCUCAGAAGGCUGCUGGUUACAUCUGCAAGAGCAGAGGUGGCUGUGGAGCUGUGCGCGAGUUUGCAGAACACAUAUUCCUGCUCUUAGAGAAAGUGAACUCUGCAAGGAAGCAACUGGAAGAAAUCAGCUCUGCUGGGAAGGAAAUGGGGAGAAAUGAGAACAGCAGGAAAGGAAAUAAAGAACUGAUGGAAAAAGAGUAAUGCUGUUGGUCAAUCCUGCUUUUCUUCCUCAGUACAUCCAUAUCCCAAAGGAAUGUUUACCUUUCAAAUUUUACAGCACAGUAGAGUUAAAAGUGUCUCCCUCUAAUUCCAGGUCCCACAUUCAUGAUUAUAUGCUGAUCAUAUCCAUGAUGAUUUUAAAAGCCAUUUAAGUGAAAUGGGAGGAAUGCUACAAAAGAGAGUGCCCUGUAAAUCUACUCUUAAUCAUCACACCUGUCUGAUGCAUGUUUUUCAUAAUCAGAAUGUUUUCAGGGAGCAAUGAUUUUGCAUGACUUGAAGAUUUGUAAUUCAGGCUUGAAACCAAAACUUCUGUCAAUUUCGCUCAUGUGGUUUGCAUUUCUUUUAUCAAAUGCAUGGUGGUGUGGUAGUGUGAUUGCAUUUUACAGGAUCUGUUCUCAGCAAGGAAGAGUUUUAACAUAUGCUGGAGAGGUCAGGUUAAAAUACUAUCAAUAAAACUUCCUCCUCUAUUUUAAAAAUACAACACAGUUACUGUAAAACAAAUUAAUAUUAGUUUUAAAAAGCACUUUAGCAUGUGUUGAGUUUUAAGCUCAUAAAUAAUUAAAUCACUUUUGGAAUUGUGCCUCUUGGAAUCUGUUUAUUAUGGGUUUUAUUGAAGUGCCUAAAUUAAUAUUUUGCCAAAUUUGGAGUUAAAUUUCCCAUUGUCUUUGAGAUCUUUGCAGAAACUUGGUUUCUUUCUAUGACGACUUUAUUGCAAUCUCAAAUGAGUUAAAGGCAAAUAAGGGUCUUUAAGUUCAUUGUAUAGAAAAGCAGCUGUUGUUAAAAAAAAACAAACACCAAACCAUAGUUGAUGUGGGUUUAUAUAAAAUAUAUAUACAGACACUUUUAGCAUGUUAAAACUGGUUUACAUGAUCGUAUUUAUUGAGAAUAGGAUUUGCAUUGUACAUUACAAAUGCAGUAUCAGUCAAGUUCUUGUUUGGGUUAUGUUAAAAAAUAAAAAUACCCAUGGUACACAGGCAAUUAUAAGUGAGGUGAAUGAUAAUGGCUCAUUAUUUUAUUUUGUUCCUCUGCUAAAUAUUGUCUUGUACAAAUAGUUCUACUCCUAGUAUAUCACCUGAUGUAUUUGCUUCUGAUAAACUUUGUGUUUACUUCCUUUCACAAAGCAAAAUGUUGAACUGAAAUUUUUUACUGCCUAUCUACAGUUAACAGAUAAAUUGUUUACUAUACUAAUCAGUUCUAGGUCACCUAAAUUUAAGUGUCUCUUUUGAGUCACUUGUUAGGAUUCUGUGCAGGAUAAAUCCAUGGAUUUUGACAAGAGGAGCGCCACAUUUUGGACAUCAGUUUUUUUUACUUUGAGGAAUUCUUGUUUAGAAGAACAUGGUAUAAUCUUACAUUGGGAAGAAUAUGAGGAACAAAAGAUCUUUAGAGACUGUUUACCAAAAAAAAAUUGGAUAUACACGAUCUGCUUCCUGAAAGGUUCAGAUUUGUAUUGCCCACACUGUAGUGGAAAGCCUAAUUAUAGAGUAGGAAGUGGGAAGCCUUAAUUACUCCUCUUGAUUUUAUAGAAGAGACUCAAUCAUAGGAAGGAUUUAGGGGUCAGAGAGGCAAAGAGAGUGAGGGUAACUCUGUCACCUUAGAGGUGAAAUCCCAAGUCCCAGGAAAGGUUCAAAUGUGUAGACUAUUUUUCCAAGGCCCGUUCCAGUACGUGCAACACCACAGCUGCCUUUGAUUAGAGGGGUAUUACUCAUUCAGAGUAGAUUUCAAUGGUCAAUUUUGUUAUUCUGGGCUAAUUUUGAGAUCAUCUUUUGGCCAUGUGAGCACUUGUUUUUUGGUUUUAAUUAACUUAGGGUAUUCCAAAGAUCUUGGGUAAUAUGUUACAUAGUCUUAGGUGAUGUUCGGUCAUGAUUAUGUGAAAUGGAAAAAAAAGGAAAUUAUGUAAAUAUUUGUAAUAAGCUAUUAUAAAAACAUGGCUGAUUACCUCAAAUUUUAAAUAAACAGCUUUCUCUAGUCUUGUAAGUAGAGAAUGUUUAUGGGCUGGCUUGUGGUGAGUUUCUGUCCUGCAAAUCUUACACUCCCAAGUUCACGUUCCACACAAAUUAUUUAUGAUGGUGAAAGUGGAUUUAAUGCCCAAAUUAAUCACAUGCACACCUUCACCUACUUCUGACUCCAUUCAUUUAUUUUUAUCUACUCUUUCUCCUAUUUAGUUUAUCUUCCCCUCCAGUUCAUGUUAGGCGAUGCAACAAGUUCUUAACUUAAGUGUUUUCAAAUCAAUAGGAAUCACAUAUAUCUCAGCCUUUUGAAGUCAGAGAUGUUUUAAUACUUGCUGAUUUCAAGUUUUUAAGACUUUAAAACCUUGAGCACACAUUUUACAUAAGUAGUUUUUUCCAGAGCCCAUGUGGGGGAUGGUUUUAAUUUUUUUUUCCUGUUAGUGUGGUCUUAAAACAUUAUUUACUUUUUCCAGAAAUAAAUCUAAAUUAUUUCCAAGCAGCAGAACCAAUCAUCCUAAUUGUUGUCAUUACAAGAGCAGUAAUGUUGUACAGAAGAAAAAUGCCAUUAUGUGUGAACCUGGUGCACAAAUGGGUUAGAAAAACUUACCUGUAAUACACUUGUCUGAAAAACCUUUAGGGGAGACAUGAAAGAGAAUGACCAAUGAGCAGUGUGAAGGUAAUGAUACCAAAUUAUUCAGGUUGGUAAAGAGAGGGGCUGGUUAAACUGAGGAGGUAUAUAUAAAAUAAGCUGACCCUAACUGAAAAACAGUCCUAAUGUCAUAUGUAUUAAAAUAUCCAUGUUUACGGAGCGGUUAUAAUUCAGAAAGGUAUCUAGAGAUUUGAAGUGUGUGCUAGCAGUUGAAAAAGCAGGAAUUGCUACAAAAAAGAAUAAAUA